AUGGCGUCGGAGCUGGCUAGCCUCGCCUUGGUCUCGGCCGCCGUGGCCGCGGCCAUGGCCUACGCGCGCUUCGCCGCCUCGCGCGUGGUCCCCGGACUCGCCCGCCUGGCCGCGCUCCUCCCGGUGCUCCUCGUCCUCCCAGUCCUCCCCUUCACCUUCUCUCCCAUCCUCCUCCGCACCAUCUCCGCCUUCUUCCUCGUCUGGCUCUGCGGCUUCAAGCUCCUCCUCCUCGCCGCCGGCCACGGGCCCCUCCACCCGGCCCUCCCACUCGUCCGCUUCGUCACCUGCGCCGCGCUCCCCAUCAAGCUCCGGGACAGAGGCCCGGAGGAGAACUCGCGGCGCCUCCCUCCGGAGUUCCUCCUGUCCUACGCGGCCAAGGCGGCCUCGUUCGCGGCGCUCAUCUCGCUCCGGCGCGUCCGGGCGCGAAUGCCGGCGUACGGCGUGGUGGCGUUCGACGGCGCGCACGUGUACCUGAUGCUGGAGCUCUUCAUGGCGUCCGCCGCGGCGUUCGCGCGCGCGCUGCUGGGCGCGGAGCUGGAGCCGCAGUUCGACCGGCCGUACCUGGCGUCGUCCCUCCGCGACUUCUGGGGCCACCGCUGGAACCUCAUGGUGCCCGGGGCGCUCCGGCCGAGCGUGUACCGGCCCGUGCGCGCCCGCCUCGGCGCCCCCGCCGGGGUGCUCGCCACGUUCCUCGUGUCGGGCCUCAUGCACGAGCUCAUGUUCUACUACAUCACGUUCCAGGCCGGCACGGGGGAGGUCACCGCGUUCUUCCUCCUCCACGGCGCGUGCGUGGUGGCCGAGCGGUGGUGCGCGAGGCAGAGAGGGCUGUGGCGGCCGCCGCGCGCGGCGGCGACGGCGGCCACGCUGGCCUUCGUCGCGGGGACCGCGUCAUGGCUCUUCUUCGCGCCCGUCACACGGAGCGGCCUGGACAAGGCCAUCGUAGCCGAGUGCGAGGGGAUGAUGGCGGCCUUGGAGAAGCUGGCUGCAGGGGCGGCGCGCUUGGUGUGGUCGUGA
This is a messenger RNA of Lolium rigidum, 1014 nucleotides long. Its product is annotated as probable long-chain-alcohol O-fatty-acyltransferase 2. The transcript has a single exon. Gene Ontology annotation, biological process: lipid metabolic process. Bases 1 to 1014 code for a protein of 337 amino acids. The record is from RefSeq and is a predicted model, not a curated record. Lineage: Eukaryota; Viridiplantae; Streptophyta; Magnoliopsida; Poales; Poaceae.